Xyrauchen texanus (razorback sucker) is the source of this 4539-nucleotide messenger RNA. RefSeq names its product eyes absent homolog 1-like. Gene Ontology annotation, biological process: cell differentiation; multicellular organism development; negative regulation of extrinsic apoptotic signaling pathway in absence of ligand. Gene Ontology annotation, cellular component: nucleus. Gene Ontology annotation, molecular function: protein tyrosine phosphatase activity. NCBI's taxonomy places the organism in Eukaryota, Metazoa, Chordata, Actinopteri, Cypriniformes, Catostomidae. The record is from RefSeq and is a predicted model, not a curated record. Bases 770 to 2614 code for a protein of 614 amino acids. The transcript has 19 exons.
GCUCCUCUCUUCCCAUUCUGCGAGAGAAUAACAAAAAUGUUUUCUCAGACAACGUCUAUUGUGUCACGGAUGGCUCUUCACAAUGACAUCGAGCUGAAAUAACAAGGAGUGAUAUUGUUUUUAGGGUCCUGGCACAGGUGGACAAAAAGAUAGAGAGGGAUAGUGAGAGAGAAAUUUAGAAUGAAAAGUGAAGAAAACGCUAUGUGACACACAUGGCUCAGGCCAAUGCAGUUUCAGGUAAGAAGGGAGCUGAUUUGCCACCAGCAGCAUCACUAAGAAACACUUAAGCAAAGUACUGCCGUUUUCUAGAGGCGAAUCAGGUGAAGUUAGUGCUGAAAUGCUCAGGACUUGGAAGAAGCAACUGGAAGUUUUGUAAACUGCAGAAAGUGUAAACGAAUCAAGAAUUAAGGGAGAGAACAAGUGCUGAAGGGACCCACUCCCUUAGGGAAAUGCAUAUUUGAAUAUUGUUUGCUGUCAGUGCACCAAUUUAGGCGGUAAUUUGACAGUUCUCGGUCAGGGGUGUUAUUUGAAAAGUAAGUUGCAUUUUAACAUCUCCGUGGCAUGGAUUCUUUUUCUCUCGUUUUAACUGCCACCAUCUGUAACGGAUAUUUUAUAGCCGAUCAAGAACAACUGCUAAAAAGAGGUCACUUGAUCAAAUAAGCACAUUUGUUACAUUGACAUCAAGCUGGGAUAACAUGGAUCAGCAGGUUUUGCACAAACUUCUGGAAAAGCCAGCCCGAGUGCACACUUUUAUUAAAGUAAAAGGUCUAUGGAAAUGCAGGAUCUAGCUAGUCCACACAGUCGAGUAAGUGGAAGCAGUGAGUCCCCUAAUGGUCCCAGCAUCGACAACUCACAUAUAAAUAACAAUUCCAUGACACCAAAUGGCACUGAAGGUGAUAACAUCACUAUGCUUACUACAGCUGACUGGUUGUUAAGUUCUAGUUCACAGUCCGCUGCAGUUAAAACAGAGCCAAUGAGCAGCAGUGAAAUCGCCACCCCUGUAGCAGACGGCUCUCUAGACGGCUUCUCAGGAUCAGCCAUUGGAACCAGUGGCUUCAGCCCAAGACAAACUCACCAGUUCUCUCCCCAGAUUUACCCUUCCAACAGACCUUAUCCACACAUUCUUCCAACUCCUUCCACCCAAAACAUGGCCGCGUACGGACAGACGCAAUACACCACAGGAAUGCAGCAGGCUGCUGCCUAUGGCACAUAUCCUCAGCCAGGCCAGCCCUAUGGAAUUCCAGCCUAUGGUCCAUUGUGGGCAGGCAUCAAGACAGAGGGUGGACUAACCCAGGCCCAGUCUCCAGGCCAGAGUGGCUUCCUUAGCUACAGUUCCAGUUUCUCCACGCCUCAGACAGGACAAGCACCCUACAGCUACCAGAUGCAAGGAGGCAGUUUUACAACAACUUCAGGGCUGUAUGCUGGAAGCAAUUCCCUCACAAACUCAACUGGAUUCAAUAGUACACAACAGGAAUACCCCUCCUACCCAGCCUUCGGGCAGAGUCAGUAUGCGCAAUAUUACAACAGUAGCCCCUACACCUCUCCCUACAUGACCAGUAACAACACCAGCCCCACCACACCCUCCACUACUGCCACCUACACCCUACAGGAGCCUCCAUCAGCGAUCACCAGCCAGGUCCUCUCAGAGCAACCUGCAGGAGAGUACAGUACAAUCCACAGUCCAUCAACCCCCAUUAAAGAUUCAGAUUCAGAUCGAUUGCGUCGGGCCGCAGAUGGAAAGUCACGUGGCCGUGGAAGAAGGAACAACAACCCAUCCCCACCUCCUGACUCUGACCUUGAGCGCGUGUUCAUUUGGGACUUGGAUGAAACAAUCAUCGUUUUCCAUUCCUUGCUCACAGGAUCUUACGCCAACAGAUUCGGCAGGGAUCCGCCAACGUCUGUAUCAUUGGGACUAAGAAUGGAAGAGAUGAUCUUCAACUUGGCCGACACACAUUUCUUCUUCAAUGACUUAGAGGAGUGUGAUCAGGUUCAUAUCGAUGAUGUGUCGUCAGACGACAACGGGCAGGAUCUAAGUACGUAUAAUUUUAGCACAGAUGGAUUCCACGCUGCUGCCACUAGUGCCAACCUGUGCCUUGCCACUGGCGUAAGAGGAGGUGUGGACUGGAUGAGAAAGCUUGCCUUCCGCUACAGACGAGUAAAAGAAAUUUACACCACCUAUAAAAAUAACGUUGGAGGUCUGCUUGGCCCAGCCAAAAGGGAAGCCUGGUUGCAAUUGCGAGCAGAAAUUGAAGCCUUGACGGACUCUUGGUUAACACUGGCACUGAAAGCACUAACAUUAAUCCACUCAAGGUCAAACUGUGUGAACAUCUUAGUGACCACAACACAGCUUAUACCUGCCCUCGCCAAGGUCCUCCUCUAUGGCCUGGGAGUAGUAUUUCCAAUUGAAAACAUUUAUAGCGCCACCAAAAUAGGAAAAGAGAGCUGCUUCGAGAGAGUAAUUCAGAGGUUUGGAAGGAAAGUUGUUUAUGUGGUGGUGGGGGACGGUGUGGAGGAGGAGCAAGGCUCAAAAAAGCACAACAUGCCUUUCUGGAGGAUCUCAAGUCACUCUGACCUCAUGGCCCUUCACCACGCUCUGGACCUGGAGUACUUGUAGCACUGUGACAGCCGUUCCUUCCCAGCCCCGCUUCGGCCCUGUCGCUGGGACUGCGCGCAGGCCUUGCAGACCCACACCCCACACCAUCAUCAGCAUCGUCAGCCUGCUGUGUCGCCCAAGUGUCUGCGUUCCAAUAGUACCAGACCAAAAACUAAAAUUCAUAUAGUAUAGAGCCAGCAAAACCAGAGCGACAUGCUCAUCGUGUUGACAUAUGGCUGCAAUUCGUCUUAACCCUAAACCUUUUCGAAGUGGAGGAGAGUGAAUUUAUGGUGCUGCAGCUGCUGGCCCUGGUUACUGUGAAUUGGCUUUUUUCUAAAGCCAUCAAAAUGUUUUACAGCCCUGCCUGUGCGGGGGACUCGGCAAGGGUUCACACCUGUGACAAAAACUGAGCUACCGAUGCCUUUGGAACUUAGUGGGACUCAGAUCCCAUUGCGGCUCAGUGUAAACUUCCUCUGUUUUGUGUCUUUAUGUCUCCAUCUUUCUCAACCAAUGGUACAAAGACAGAAGGGCAUGGCCCCUCGUUUUCCUCGUUCCUCCAGCCUUGGUUUGAUAACCAUUGCCCUAGAUGUCCUACACUUCUUAUUUAUAAUCUGAGACUUUGUGGAGCGGCACUGGCCUGAAAAGGUGCCCAAUUUGUGUGACUUGUGCCUUUUCACUUGACAAAGUACUUUGAUUCCACUACACCAAGAAGUUUUAAUGGAGGAAAAUGGAUUUUCUAGUAAUUUAAGAAAGAACAUUAUUUACAUUGCGGAGACAAUCGUGUACAGAAGACAUUUUUUGUGCGUGUAAAUUUGUAAUCACUGGACUAUUCCUUCCUAUAUUGAUUGAGCUACAUGCUGUGGAAAGGUGGCAAUGCUUCUUUUCUUUUUCAAGGAAGUACAUAAAGGCGUUCGCACACAGUCGCUUGUGCAAAGCCUGAAAGUGUUGAUGUGUUCAAGGUUUCGUUCAAUAAAUAAUUGUAGAUAAGGGAUUUUUUUGUGAUAAUUGUUUUGUCAUGACCAAAAGCAUGGAUGUCAAGUGUCAAUAAUUUCGUAAUUUCUUCAGUGAUGUUUGUUUUUCUCCUUUGUACCUUCUCUGUUUCAAAGUCAUUGAGAGAUUGCAUCCAAAUAGAGAUGCAAGUCUCUCUCCACAAUGAAAUGUGACUCAUCUGGUCAGGAUUUCAUUCAGGACUGAAUUCUAGAGUGUCCACAGUCCCAAAGGUAGCUCACAACACCAACUCCAAGGAAGAACCAUCAAGGAUUACAUUAGCAACAUAAUAAGAAAUAUGCAUUAAGAAUGUAAUCUUCUAAAUGUCAAGCUUCAAACUGAGUAUAAAUGUCCAUAGUACCUAUCUCAUAAACCCUCAGCAUCCAUAACAGGCAUUUAAAACAAGCUUAAAAUAGGUUUUAUUAUCUUUUGUACCCGUGCUAUACAGAAAUUCUUGUACAGCCAGUGUAAUUUUGUAUGAAGUAGUCUUUAUACUUUGACUUUGAUAUGUGUUCUGUGUACACUCGGAAAUCGCUGACAAUUUUCAUUGUGCAUAUCGAUAGUGCUUAGGUAACUGAGGACUGGGAAACUAGCUGUUGGACUUUAAGAAAGAAAGCCACUACUCAAUGACACGGGCGAUCAUAUGCACCCACACACACACACACACACACACACACACACACACAAUGGAGUUGAGAACAUACAUGUGCUAUUGACUGUGAAUUUUCCCAGCUAACUCGAUCUGUUUUUAAUUUUCCCUCCCGGCACAUGAUGUUGCUCGGCUCCUGCAGGUGAGGUCUUCUCUAGGCUAAGUUUUCUCACCACAUUUACAAUUCCACCCCUCUUAUUGCAUACCCCCCCUCACCCCACCUAUGCUCUCUACCCCCCAUAUCGGGGAAUCACAUUUUGCUGCUAGAACACGGUAACAGUAGACAUGGGAAAAGUUUUCUAGGUUUAAC